CACGAUUAUGUAUAAAUAAUUGAAUGAAAAGAGAAAUUAAAUCGAUCGUAUCAUACCGUGGCAUACUUCUCGAUGCACAAGAUUUAUACGUGGAUAUAUUUUUUUUAAAACCGUUGAUUCGGCAGAAGAUCAGUGACAUAUCGACGUGUGUCAUAAUAUAUGAACCGCAGCAAAGUCCUACGACCGUAUCCUUUGUCCACCGUUCGCGUAUCCUGUAUCCUGUUCUUUUCUCUCCCUCUCUUCGACGGACCGGAAUCCGCUCGUCGAUUCGCCUUCCUCCCGACCUCUCUUAGUUCGUGACUUUAGGCAGUCGAAUUGCUGUGACAGCGGCGUGUCCCAGACGUCUACGUGUUUCAUUUGAGGAUUUCAUACACGGCAGCGGUUUUACUUUGAACGAAAUUAUCGGCGGCCGGAUUUGUUAGUACAGAAACCGCAAAUUGUAACGCCCAACGCAUGCAGAAAAGAGUAGCAAGGAUUAUCGACAAGGUCUCUCUAAGUUGAAGACAACCACGACGAAAAGUGUAAGAUGUCAAGAAAGCGAACGAGAGAAGAAAUGAUGCUUAAUAAAGUGUCGUCACAUCAAAAAAAUCAUCACAAUGAAGUCAACGACGCUUCGUGUUCCCGGGAAGAUUCGCCUGCUCAUCCGUCCAUAUGCAAGGAAGCGCCUUUCAGCGACGAGAUCGAGGCAGAAGCUGAAAGAGACGCCUGCGAUUACUCAACUCGUAUCACAUUGAAAGCGGCCAAAUAUGGAAAAGCACCCAGAAGAGUGAGAGUAUACGCAGACGGUAUUUAUGAUCUUUUUCAUCAGGGUCACGCAAGGCAGCUUAUGCAAGCAAAAAACAUAUUCCCAAACGUCUAUCUGAUUGUCGGAGUGUGCAGCGAUGAAUUAACGCACAGUAAAAAGGGGCGAACAGUUAUGACAGACUCGGAAAGAUACGACGCUGUUAGGCAUUGUCGUUAUGUCGACGAAGUCGUCAGAGAUGCUCCGUGGGAAUUGGACGACGAAUUCUUAACUAAACACAAGAUCGACUUUGUCGCCCAUGAUGACAUACCUUACAUGACCGACGAUGGUUCGGAUUUGUAUGCCUUUCUAAAGCGGAAGGGAAUGUUUGUCGCAACCGAGAGAACGGAGGGUGUUUCCACCUCCGAUAUCGUUGCAAGGAUAGUAAAAGACUACGAUAUUUAUGUGAGGAGGAAUUUGGCAAGGGGCUAUAGCGCCAAGGAACUCAACGUAUCCUUCUUAAGCGAAAAAAAGUUUCGCCUCCAAAACAAGAUAGAUGAUCUUAAGGACAAGGGUAAAAGGGUCAUGGAAAAUAUCGGCGAGAAGAGAGUAGACAUGAUAAGUAAAUGGGAAGAGAAAUCUCGCGACUUUAUUGACGCAUUUCUAUUGCUAUUCGGAAGGGAGGGUCGUCUGGUUGGUAUUUCUUCGACAAUAUGGAACGAAAGUAAAGGGCGGUUAAUGCAAGCCCUUUCGCCACCAGCGAGUCCAAAAAGAGAUGGAAGUCCCAGCAGCAGCAGCGGCAGUGACAGUAACGGAGGAAAUAACGACGACGAUCAGACAAGUCCUCCGCCAAAGAAGACGGGACGUUAUGAAUUUGCCUUACAUAACAAUCACUUCACGAGCGAUGAUUACAGCGACGACGACGAUGACGCCGACGUUGACGAUAAUAAUAAGAACAGCGACGUCUGCGUCGUCAAGAACGAAGAUAAUGGAAAUGGUGAUCACGCAACGUCGAAACACAUUUCCAAAUAGCAGUAAAAAACAUCUUUGAGAUUAAAUCUUGCAUUGUAGACUUUUACACUUAUAUAAUCUUUUCUUUUCUCAUCUUUUUUUUUCGUAUAUACCCUUCACCCUUUUUUUCCUCUGAAUUAAAUAUUUACAUUGUUUCGUUACUUUGACCAGAAUUCACAUCUGGAACAAAAGUAAAGCGUGAAGAAUUAUACAUCGAACAUAAACUUUCCGAAAAAUACAGUACUAGAAGAAGGAAAGAAAGAAGAAGCAAAUGCGAUUCGCUUAUCAAAAUUCAUUAACAGUCAGUCUACGUUUUGUAUAUAAACACUAUCACCACGUUGUUGAUGCUGAUUUAUUAUAUUUUCGUGUGCAAAACAUACCAGCUGUAAUAAUUUAUGAAUAUUAUUUUUGUUUUCCUUCCCUCUUUUCGUUCAAAUUUUAUUUCUACAAAAUAUGCAGACAAUAAUAUGAGAGAAAAAUUUGAAAAACGAACAAAUAAUAAUCUUUUUCUUAUGACAAAUUUAGGAUUACUCUCGAUUCAAAUUUGCGUUGGAUUCUUUUUUUUUUUUUUUUAUUGUAAUCACUUCACCUUUUUCCACUAUCUACUCUUAUUAACUUCGUUUCUUACAAUAUUUGGAUAAAUGUUUUCGUUGAUCCGUCGAUAACUGAGAAUGAACAACAAAACAUUAACCGCCUCGAAAAAUGUUGUGAAAGAGUAAAUAAAUUAUAAGUAAAAAAAAAAAAAAAAACCAAGCGAAAGGAGCAAAUUAUUUUACAAUUUGAUAUUAAUAAUAUGAAUAACAUUCAUGAUGAUGAUAAUAAUAAUAGUAAUAAAAAUAACGCAGUGGGUGAAUCAGCUUUACAAAUUAUAUAAGAUUCUCUGGGUAGUCGCAACUUAUGAGCUGUAAUUAAAUGAGAUAGUGAGAGAUGUAGGAAGAGAAAAAGAAACAUAAAUGAAUAAAUAGAGAGCGAGAGGGGAAAAAUAAGUAUGUAAAAGUGAUUAUUUACGAUUGAAAUAUACACACGUACCGUUUUCGGGCGAUAUAAUUAUUAAUUUCCUUAGUUUUGUCUAUCGCUAUUAAAUAUAAGGUAUAUGCAGUAUAGUAGGUGCAGCGCGAAUGAAGUUUCGUUGUACGUGGGUUUCGAUAGAAAGUAAAAAAAAAACGACCACAAAUGCAAUAUGCAUCGAAAAAGGAAAUAUAUAUAUGUAUAUAUAUAUAUA
Messenger RNA from Neodiprion virginianus, 2954 nucleotides. RefSeq names its product choline-phosphate cytidylyltransferase A-like. The record is from RefSeq and is a predicted model, not a curated record. Gene Ontology annotation, biological process: CDP-choline pathway. The transcript has 9 exons. The coding region runs from base 527 to 1753 and encodes 408 amino acids. NCBI's taxonomy places the organism in Eukaryota, Metazoa, Arthropoda, Insecta, Hymenoptera, Diprionidae. Gene Ontology annotation, molecular function: choline-phosphate cytidylyltransferase activity; phosphatidylcholine binding.